This is a messenger RNA of Cyanidioschyzon merolae strain 10D, 1968 nucleotides long. RefSeq lists its product as hypothetical. Gene Ontology annotation, biological process: lipid metabolic process. NCBI's taxonomy places the organism in Eukaryota, Rhodophyta, Bangiophyceae, Cyanidiales, Cyanidiaceae. The record is from RefSeq and is a predicted model, not a curated record. The transcript has a single exon. The coding region runs from base 1 to 1968 and encodes 655 amino acids.
AUGAACACCCCAGAGCGCACAACGUCAGAGGUCGAACGGCGGCCGAGCGCCACCUCUUCUGUCUUUUUGGACGCUGAGGAGAGUGUCACUGGUUGGGACUCGGAGACGGCUACCCCCAGGCAGCAACUAUCCGUUGAUGUCGAAAACCUGAACAAUACGGAGCUGUUAGCGGACGAGAGAGCGACAUCAGUAUCGAGUGCUCCUGAACAAGCUGAACGGCAGACCGCAGGAUUUGCCUAUGAUGCCGAACUACACGACCAGUACGUGCAGCGCAUGAACUGGUGGUGCAUGAUUUUCUGUUGUCAAUGCGGUGGUGCAUGCUGUGGCUGCUUCUCGAAGAGCGAUGUGCGUAAGAGUCGCGAGAGUAUUCGUCGGGAGACCUUGGAGCGCCAAGCGGUCAUGAUCGGUGAGUUGCUCUCAGCCUACGAAUAUGACUUAUUCAACAAGGAGAAAGAGAACGAGACCUCCUCGACCCAGCGCACACCUUUUCUCUCGCUGUUUCCAUUUUCGCCGCGUUCAGGUAGGCGCCAGGAACAGCCAGACGAGCUCGUCGUCCGCCGUGAGCUCAUGAAGCGUUUUGCGCUUUUAUUCGAUCGUUCCCCGGGUUCUCGAAAAACUCGCAAAUCGUACCCUGUCUUGCUGCCGCAGGACUGGCUACGCGGCGUUCAGCUCUACAUCCUGCUUGGUGCUUUUGCUGAUGAACCUGACCGCAUGCAGAGACUGUGCAUGAACUUGCCCCCUGUUUCGGUUGCACGCAUCCAGUGGCUUCAUCACUGGAUGCGAUUUGCAGCAGCCCCGCUGGGUCAGUAUCUCCUGAUGUUGGAAAGGCCGGCAUCGGCUUUCAUGAACUACCCAAAGUCGAUGAUUCACGCUCUAAGGAUGCGCUCCGUCCCAGACUCGGCAUUGCUAGCGGUUGCGCGACGCUGCAGAGUCGGUCUUGACCGGAUUCUGCUCGCCCAGAUGCGGUCGCGUACCUUUCUACCCGCUUUCAUCAUCGUAGAAGAUCCCGUGACGGACAGCUUGGUAGUUUCCGUGCGCGGAACAAUGUCCGUCAGCGAUGCCUUUACGGACCUUGAAGGAACCCCCGAGCACUUUGAUGUGCGCUGCUGCGAGGGAUCGCCCGUGGGCGCAGGCGUCACGAUAACAGGUACUGCGCACGGUGGUCUACUGAGAUCAGGCGGGAACCUCUGCAAACGAAUCUUACCAGUUUUGAAGCGCGCCGUCGAACGCCGGGGCGGGAACACGCGCAUUAUCAUCACUGGUCACUCUCUCGGCGGCGGUGCUGCUGCACUGCUUGCGAUCAUGCUGCAGGCCCACUUGCCGAAUGUAUAUGCGGUUUGCUUCGCUCCACCGCCAGCAGUGAGUAUUGAAGCGGCGGAGAAAUGCAAGGCGUUCAUGGAGUGCGUUGUACGGGGGAACGACAGCGUUCCAAGAAUGUCUUUGCCUGCAAUCGCUCACUUCUUGCGCAUCGCUUAUUUGGGGAAGUCUCGCCUGAGCCGGCUGCAGAAGCUGGCAUUGUUUUUCCGUUGUGGCUGUUUGUGCAAGUUUCCACCAGAGAUCCGCGACGCCGUCUCGCACGUGACGUACUCGCUUGAGAACCGGCGCAUGUUUGUGCCGGGCCGAGUAUUUUACAUAACAGAGCCGUCAACGAGAAACACAUGUGGAGACAAUUCAUGCUGUGGGCCUGUCUGUCUCAUUGGAGCAUGUGAACGCCAGUCCGCCGAGGCUGAAGCACAGGAAAGCCUCCUCCACCGCCGUCUGAUUCGCGAAAUUGAUGCCAAGGAGCUCCGAUGUCUGGUUGGCAGGAAUGGCAUUAUCGAGCAUCACAUGCCUUGGGGUUAUGAACGCGCGUUGCGAGCGCUGCUUCGUGAGGCGAAUGCACCAUCCCUCCGACGAAAGGAGCUAGAGGAGCGCAAGCGGAUCAGCGAGCCUGCGAAUCCGGAUGAUCUCCCCCUGGAGUCUCGUUAG